UCUUAUCUGUGUCCCUGUACCUCGGACGCUCCUGCCUUGGUACAUUUAGCAAAACAAUAGUCGUGACUAGCUAGUUGGAUUUAACUGAAGUUUGAGCUUGCCGCGUGGUGGGAGCGUCGUCACGAUGCUCCUCGUCUUCCUGCUCGGCUACUUGACGCUAGCCUCCGGUCAGCAGCUGGACGAGGACUGGAUCGAUCCUUAUGACUUGCUCAACUACGACGCUACAACUAAAACCAUGAGGAAGCGCACCGAGCAGCCAGUAGGGGAUUUGAAUGUCCCAACCUCACCAAGAGGGGAGGUCGACUGUGGGCAAGCUGAGCUGACCGUCUGCAGCCAACAGUUGACUCAUUUACAAACGCAGGUCGAAGCCCAAAGGAAGAGUAUGAAGCAAACCUCACAGCAGCCCACAUGCAAUCCUGUGUUUAAAAGAUUCCUGAGCAGACUGCUGAAGGACAUACAAAGAGUUGAAAUGCCCAAAGACAGUGUCAACUAUGAUGCCACAAUCAGACUGUCCAGACAAGCGGUGGCAGAGAUUCAGACCUUUCUUGAUAGUGAAGACGGUUGUAGAACAGGUGCUUUGGACAACGCCAUCAGUCAGAUACUCGUGGACCUUCGACCACACGACUACGAGGCCUGGAGGUGGCGCUUUGAAGACACCUUUGGCAUGGAUCUGGACACAGUUUUGAAGUUGGCACUAUGUAUUCUGGUCUUCAUGGUCAUCAUCUGCACUCAGCUGUGGUCUUGCAUCUCCUGGUUUGUGCAGCUCAAAAGGUUCUUUACCAUCUGCUUCUUCGUCAGUAUUCUCUGGAACUGGUUGUAUCUGUACAAGAUUGCCUUCGCUGAGCAUCAAAGCAACAUUGUAAAGAUGGACCGCGUCAACGACAAAUGCACUGGGGUGAAGACGAUUGACUGGCGCGAUAGUUUGAAAGAGUGGUACAGAAGCACGUGGACUCUUCAGGACGACCCUUGCAAGAAAUACUAUGAGGUCCUCAUUGUUGACCCCAUUCUGCUAGUACCUCCCACUAAGGCACUCUCGGUUACAAUCACGACCCUCAUCACAGAGCCGCUGAAGCACGUCGGCCUGGGGAUCAGCGAGUUUCUCCGAGCGCUCCUCAAAGAUCUUCCCAUCACCCUGCAGAUCCCCGUUCUCCUCACUAUUGUGCUCGCCAUUGUGGUAUUCAUGUAUGGAAGUGUCCAGGCAGUUUUCCAGUACGGCAUCACUGCACCUCUGCGCAGCCAUAGGAGGGAUCCAACCCUUCCGCAACCGGAGCAGUCUCGUCUCCAAGAAAUUGAGGACCGUGGCUACAUGGAAGGAGAGGACACGCCGCAGCGUUGUCCACGGCGCAGUGCAGACGAGGCCCGAUUGCACAGGAAUCAGUUCUGCCGGACACGGCCCACCGAAGCCCGAGAAGGGCCAGACAGGAUGUUUGUGGAGACCUUGCGCACCACCUCUUCUUCCCACACCCGACACGAGUUAGACGGGAAACGGCGUGUCAGACACGUGGAGGCAGGUCAAGGGGACGGGACUGACCCUCGAGCGGACUCUGACUCUGACAGCCAUGCAGAGGAGCAGCAAAGAGGCCCGAGUGUUUUGGCGUCACAGCUUGACGCCAAAAGAAAGACAAAACCCACUGACUGCGGCGAGUCUCAUCCAAAAGACGACAACGCCAGAGAGACGACGCCAUCCUGGCUCCCACAGACUCAGACUAAAGAGAAUGUGAGGGACCUGAAGGCCUCAGCCGAAGACUCGACGCCCUCCGGCUCGCUGAUGGGCGUGGAAACGGUCGGCAGUCCUGUUCAGGAGACUUUACAGUCGGCCAUGUGAUGAAACAACACUCGGAGCUUGUGGCUUCACCGGUGGAGGUCACGGUGCCAAAGAUGUCAUCUCCGCACAGCCGGCGGCUGAAGAGCUCUUGCCCUAAAAAGAUGCACACUGUUCUACUAGUUGGUCUCUAAGCAGAGAUUUCAAUUCUCCAGUGUAAACAGUAUGAUCGUUGACGGCAGCUCGGUGACACUUACUGUAUGCACUUUAAAAACCUUAAGUGUGCUGAAGAAGUAAGAUGUGUCAGUGACUGAUCAUGUCCAGGAGCAAUUUUAAAGCGGGCUUUGAAUUGUGUUUUGUUACCACCGUUGGUGGCAAAAACUGAACUCAAACCUUUGUGAUAACUGGUGAUGAGUCUAAAAGUAAACUGUGGCCAUUGUUGUGUUCUUUUGCUCAAAUGCGGUGUUAUAAUUACACCAAAGGUAAUGGGCUGCAUAUCUUUCAAGAAGUUCAACUUUUGUCUCAUCAGUGCAUCGUAGUGGGGGCCGUGCAUUUGGUAUCUAGACACUUUCCUGACAUGACCCCCCUCUUAAUACAAGAAUUCCUCACACUAUCCACAAAGUCACACCCCACUUGCACUUCGCGCGUAUUUUUUGUGCUCUCUGUGUAAUGCUCUAAAAUGACAAGUGAAGGCGCCAAAAGCUAACUAAUAGGAAAGCUCUUUGUACGUCUGAGAAGGCGAAACAGGCAAUACAAAAUGAGUUGGCAAUGAUA
Phycodurus eques (leafy seadragon) is the source of this 2536-nucleotide messenger RNA. It is a transcript of the gene clcc1, whose product is annotated as chloride channel CLIC-like 1. Gene Ontology annotation, cellular component: endoplasmic reticulum; membrane. Lineage: Eukaryota; Metazoa; Chordata; Actinopteri; Syngnathiformes; Syngnathidae. The coding region runs from base 125 to 1825 and encodes 566 amino acids. The transcript has 10 exons. Gene Ontology annotation, molecular function: chloride channel activity. The record is from RefSeq and is a predicted model, not a curated record.